Messenger RNA from Andrographis paniculata, 1539 nucleotides. RefSeq names its product tyrosine-protein phosphatase DSP1-like. Lineage: Eukaryota; Viridiplantae; Streptophyta; Magnoliopsida; Lamiales; Acanthaceae. Gene Ontology annotation, molecular function: phosphatase activity. The record is from RefSeq and is a predicted model, not a curated record. Bases 249 to 872 code for a protein of 207 amino acids. Gene Ontology annotation, biological process: protein dephosphorylation. Gene Ontology annotation, cellular component: cytoplasm. The transcript has 5 exons.
AUCCAAAUACAAAUGCGCCUUUUCUAUAUAAAUAAUUUAUAUAUAUAAAAAUGUAAAAAUGUAAGCUUCUAUUCAUUCUCACGAAUUGAAUUCAAAGCGGUCCUCUCCUCUCCUCUCAUCUCAUCUCAUACAUACGCAAAGCAAAGCGGAAUCAUUCAACGAUCUCUGUCGGAAUCCUCCCUCGCAAAAGCGAAAGCGUUCGCAUCAUUUAUGCUUUUCGGUGCGCGAUUGUUGCAGGAUUUUCGAAAAUGAUGAUGAAGUUGGAGCAGCGACAAGGGGAGGAGGAGAACGGCGGUGGAAAUGGCGGUGUGUGGGAAGGAGUUGUCGAGACGGCGGAAGCGGUUGGAGGAGAUGCUGAUUGCGGCGGCGAGGAGGUGUUUUUCACUCCGCCGCUCAACUUUGCAAUGGUGGAUAAUGGUAUUUACAGGUCUGGAUUUCCGGAUACCGCGAAUUUCUCCUUCCUUCAGACGCUCAAUCUCCAGUCUAUUAUAUAUCUAUGCCCGGAACCAUACCCUGAUACCAAUGUUGAAUUUCUCAAAUCACAUGGGAUUCAUUUGUUUCAGUUUGGGAUCGAAGGAUGUAAAGAACCCUUUGUGAAUAUUCCAGAGGACAAAAUCCGUGAAGCACUUAAAGUAGUUCUUGAUGUCAAGAAUCAUCCUUUGUUGAUUCACUGCAAGCGUGGGAAGCACCGAACCGGCUGCCUUGUUGGGUGCUUGAGGAAAUUACAAAGAUGGUGCUUGAGUUCCGUGUUUGACGAGUACCAGCGCUUUGCAGCAGCCAAAACUAGAGUUUCAGAUCAAAGGUUUAUGGAGAUGUUCGAUGUGUCCUCAUUCCGGACAUUCUCCAAUCCAAUCUCGAGGUACAACCAGUAGCAGUAAGUAGUCUUGGGUAAUUUUGAAGAGAAGCAAUGAUAUUCCAUUCCCUAAAACACUUUUUCACUCAGAAUAUUACCUCUCUUAUUAGAUCGCCGUCUUACUUGAUUUCAGUGAAGAAGCUAUUUAGGAGUUUUUCUUGCUAUGCUAAGCUCCUCCUAAUCUUCGUCCCCUGGCCUGUGUUGAAAUUGUUCCUUUCAAUUUCAACUUCAACUUCAGUGACGUAGUUGAAGGCUGGUUGGUUGGUUGGUAAUAACAACAUGCAGAAAGGUUAUGUCAUUAGUUUUAGUUUCUCCUCCCAACCUGGUUUCUUUUGUCAUUGUUAUUGUUAUCAAAGGAGAGAUAGAAACUUAGAAGUUGCCUCACUCGCCACUCCUCUUAUGUGGCUAAAUAAAUGCUUUUAAAAUUUUAGCUCCCGUAAAAGAGCUAUCUACUUGAGCCAUUUCAACAUUUUUGGAUUCCAGAAGCUACGGGUACUCGAAAUGAUCUUCUCUUCUAUAUGGUUUGACAAAACUAUACUAUUAUACUCGAAACGACAGAACAAUGUCAUUAUGAAGUAUUGGUUAGUUUGAGUAGCAUAGUCAUCUCUGUCUCUAUCUCUAUCUCUAUCUCUAUCUCUAUCUUUUAUCUUAUUUGUGAUUGAUUGUAUGUAUAUGUUAUAUGGCUA